AGUGACUCCAGCUCUGUCUCUAAAACAACUUCUCAGCUCGGGAGUUUUGGCACCGGAGUCCCCGACCACCUCCGCUUCAUCCCCGGGCUCUGCAGCCGGAGCGUCGCUUCCAGCAGCGGGCAGACAUCUCCGGGGUUUCACCGGUGUGAGGAUUAAUUUCUUGGGGUGAAGGAGGGAUUUUACUCGCCGGGGGAGUUCUCUGCGGCUCAAGGGGGAAACUCUGUAAAAGUUUCGGGUCUGAGUUUCUGAUGCUCUUUGAACCGAUCACGCGUCCCGGGAGCUCUUGACGAUGGUCGGUGGAUCGUGUGCGGGAUCUCCACGGUGUUGGGGGGGUUGACGGCUCAGUGAGGGGGCUGUGGUAGGGUUGAGUUGGCGACAGCAGGUCACUGAGCGGUGGCUGAGUGGAGCCUUCUCCUUCAUGACUGAAUAUUACCUUCUCAUGCUGCAGGGGAGCCAGGACACGGUGACACCCGGCUGCGCAUGCUGUGCGCACCGUGCACACACCACUGGUCCUGCGCGACGAGUGUAAAUCAGAUGUGGCAUCUCUCGAGACCCGGACGGGACCGACAGGACACAUCCAAAACUGUCUAGGCUGUCGCAUGUUUAAGUCGAAACGCUCAGGUCUUGUACGGCGACUCUGGAGAAGCCGUCUGGUCACCGAGAGCGACGGGCGGGAUGGAAGCAGAAGAGGUGAGGGAGCACGGAGCGGUCCGUGCGCGGGGAGACACUCAGGGAAGCUGCACAGACACGAGCAGCGGCCGGUGGCACACGCCGAGCCGUCCCCGGGACUCGCGGGGGCUGAGGCUGGGGACCUGACGGAGUGCGCGGAGAGGGAGGACGAGGAGCAGCCGGACGAUGACCGCGGUGCCAUGUGCGCCCGGGAGCACAGGGGCUCUCGGCCGGGACAGGAGGGCGACAGUAGUACGGUGACGUGUUGUUUGUUUGGGGAAUGGGAUCUCCGACCGCGGAGCCCUUACUGGGCCCCGAGGAAAGACAGAGGGGGGCCUUGUCAGUGCGCAACGAGGCAUGCUGGGCUGGAGGAUGAACUCGCGAGCACCGCUCAUGUUUUUCUGAAGAGACUCAAGGAGAGGUCUCUGGAGGCCCUGGCCAAGGCUGUGGACGCCAAGGGAGGGCUCCCCAGCGAGUGCGUCAUGGUGCCGGGCACCGAGCUGCGGCUGGGUGCGCAUCCCAUCUCCCCACAGUUCCUCCUGUGUAAGCUGUACCGCUGGAGCGACCUGCCGCUCUCAGCCCACCUCAAAUCACUGUGCCACUGCCAGAGCUUUGGCGCAGUGGACAGCGCGAAGGUGUGCUGCAACCCCUAUCACUACAGCCGCUUAUGUGGGCCAGAAUCACCUCCUCCUCCAUACUCUCUGUCCCGUUCAGACGAACACAAGCCACUGGACUCCACUCUGUCUUACACUGAAACUGUGCCCCCCCCCAUCUCCAGUCCGCCUCACAUCAUGCCAAGAGACUACACAGACACUGGUACCUCCCUCGGCUCCUCGACCUCCAGCGGACAUCGCUCUCACUGGUGCAGCGUUGCCUACUGGGAGCAGCGCACACGCGUGGGUCGCCUCUAUCCAGCCUACGAGCCCUCGCUCAGUAUCUUCUAUGACCUACCUCAGGGCACGGGCCUCUGCCUCGGCCAGCUCCACGCCAAUGCCUACCACACCCGCCGCGAUGACCCGGGCAGCCACGGCACGUCGGGCCUUCACGGACAUCACAGCCACGGGGGCGGAGGGCACAGCAGCAGCAGCAGCAGCAGUGUACAACAGAUACGCAGUAAAAUCGGUUUUGGCAUCGUGCUGAGCCGCGAGCCGGACGGAGUGUGGGUGUACAACCGCAGCCAGCACCCGGUGUUCGUCCACUCACCCACUCUGGACCCACCCAGUGCCCGGGGGCUGAGCGUGAAGAGGGUGAUGCCGGGCUUCUCCCUCAAGAUGUUUGACUAUGAACGCUCCAACUGGAUGGCUGAGCAUGACGUGAAGCCUGAGAGCCAGGAGGGGCCCUGGGACCCCCACAGUGUUCGCAUUAGCUUUGCUAAAGGAUGGGGCCCAUGCUACUCCAGACAGUUCAUCACCUCCUGUCCCUGUUGGCUGGAGGUGCUACUAAACAACCACAGAUAGCACACAAACACACACACACACGCUCACAUGAGGGCUCCUGACCCAGUAUCCUAAUUGUAAUCUACCUAGAUUUAAUAUAAAAUUUAUAUAUUAUAUAAAAUAUAUUAUACAUGUAAAUACUUGAGUCAUUUUUACAAUGCAAUUAUUUAUGUAUAGUGUAAUGUGUAUAUGGACAAAAUAAAAAGGAACAAGAAUAUGCACUUUUGAUUCUCUAUAUGCAUUACAGAUUCUCAGUGUCAUUUUGCAGACGUAAACUGUAAAAACCAAACAAACCUGGUUUGUGUUCUCAUGAGUUAGGAAUUCCAUCAACAUGUAUGACAUACACACAUUCUCAAUAAAGUUUUUGUAUUAAA
Hippoglossus stenolepis (Pacific halibut) is the source of this 2479-nucleotide messenger RNA. Its product is annotated as mothers against decapentaplegic homolog 6. The record is from RefSeq and is a predicted model, not a curated record. NCBI's taxonomy places the organism in Eukaryota, Metazoa, Chordata, Actinopteri, Pleuronectiformes, Pleuronectidae. Gene Ontology annotation, molecular function: transcription regulator inhibitor activity; I-SMAD binding. Gene Ontology annotation, biological process: anatomical structure morphogenesis; BMP signaling pathway; cell differentiation. The transcript is spliced from 4 exons. Gene Ontology annotation, cellular component: heteromeric SMAD protein complex. Bases 600 to 2126 code for a protein of 508 amino acids.